UUCCCUCCCCUCAGAAGCUGCUAGGUCCACGACCCUAGAACUAAAUUUUAGGGUUGGCCGCAUUAACAGUUUGUAGCACGUUUCGCUACCUCCUCGUUUGAACUUCCGCACAGCGCGCUAUUCAUUGCACUUUCCUUACUCUAGUACUAAGGUUCACGGCGCUUCAGCUAGUGGCGCGUUUGGAAGUUUUCCUAGACGUUUAGCCGUGUGUCAUUGCCGUCCUGUGGUCCGUCACCCCAUUGCCCAUAAGCUGGUUUCCGCGUCAGCAUUGGUCUUUGCAUCUUGAAAGCCAUAUCACGCGGAGACGUUGAGUGGAAGCACUAGUCGAUCUGCUAUAUUCCCGUGACUUGUUAACCAGUCCGCAAGCCCCCUAGAAACCAGCUGCUUCGUAUUAGCGGUUCCCUGAGACGGGUGAACCGUCCGCGAGCCGUUCCCCGUCUCGUCUUCUUUUGAAGCUCCGAUAAAAGGCUCUUCGACAGUAGUGCACGGUCAUGACGGCUCGUCGCAAGUCGCUCGAGGUGCCAAUCCUCGUGCACAACCGUCCAUCGCUCACCAGCAAUGGCCUUAACAGCGUCGGUCGCGCCGCGGCUCCCAGAUACGGAGACCGGGAAGACGGCGACUGGCGUAGACUCGAGCAGCAGCAGCAGCAGCAGCAGCAGCAGCAGCAGCAGCAGCAACACACGCGGGACAGAAACGACGAGCAGCAGCAGCGGUGGCAGCCGGCACAGCAACCGGCCGCUGCUGACGGCGACGACUAUUAUGACGGCGGCGGUCGCGCGUCCGCGGUGUGUGACGACCUAGCCAGCAGCGGCGGCAGCGGGAGCAGCGACGUGUGGGAGGGCGCAGAGGACGGGUACGAGGGGGAGAGGGACCCGCGCGCCGAUAUGAGCUGGGUGCGGUCGGUGGUGGGGCCUGACUCGGAGGAGACCGUUUGGGUGAAGAUAGCGCUGAUUGGAGACGCGGAUUGCGGCAAGUCGAGCUUCAUGGCCCGUCUAUUUGAAGACUGCGACAGCGACAGCAGCAGUAGCGUUGCAGGCACUGGCACCGCAGGGGGCGCUCCUGCAGGCAGCCGCAGCGCUGCUGCCAGUAGCGGAAACGGCAAUGGCGUUGCCAGCGUGCCCGCCAACCGCAGCAGCAGCAGCACUAGCAGCGCCGCUGGCACCCGUGGCAGCGGCAGCGGCAGCGGGGGGAUAGCGGGUGGAGGACUGUCAAGCGGGCAAGGGCAGUUUCCCACAGGCGCAGGGGGAGGGGUAUGGUCGGCGGCGUAUGCGCCUACAGUGGGCGUGGACUGCCACCACCGCACCAUCGCCCUGCCUGCGUCCCCCCCCGCCGCCAUCUCCAUCAGCUUCUGGGAACUCUCAGGGCGCCGGCACUUCGCCUCGCUGCUGCCCCUUGUGUGCAACGAUGCUGCAGCGCUGCUGCUCUUCUUCGACCUCACGCGCCCCUCCACUCUCCGCAGCAUCCAGUCUUGGUAUAUCGAGGCCCGGGCCCAAAACCAGUGCGCCCUGCCUGUGCUGGUCGGCACGAAGUUUGACCUCUUUAUGCUGCAGCCACAGGAGACCCAGCACCAGGUCACCAAGCAGGCUGUGCUGUCGGCGCGUGCCAUGCGCGCCCCUCUCGUGCUGUGCUCUGUGCCGCACCGAGUCAACAUGCACCGCGCCUUCCGCCUCAUCCUUUCCCGCCUCUUCAACCUGCCCUCACCUCCCCAGCCCUGCACCACCCCCGGCGAGCCUCUCCUCUUCGCAUGACUCCGAUUUUUCUCGAGGCGCAUCAACAACAGAAUCGUCACCCCAUGACUCCAAGUUUCGGAAACCUCAAGUUGCAUUCUCUGCACCUGCCUGGAGCUGUGCAGUUCUUUAGGGGUUCACAUGCGACAACUGUUUCACAUGUGCCUAGUGCCGCUCCUCCUUGCAAGUCCUACACCUCUAUCUAUCCUUGGGCUUCGCAUGGGCCUCCUCUCUCCCCUCCUUCCUGCACCAUCCAUUCACCCACUGCCCCUUUUCGAAUCGCCUCCAACCCUUCACAUCGCCUGUGCCUGCUCCUCCCCCUGCACCAGCUGCUGCUGCUGUUGUUUCUGCUCCUGCUGCUGCUGCUUCUGCUGCUGCUAAUUCAAGUUGGUCGUUUGAAGUGCGCCCGUGUUAGCUGUCUGCCCUGCACGGACCUGCUCUCGACCCCAUCCCCUGCGCUGCCUGCUGCUGCUCCCUCCCAGCCCCUGUACCUCCUCUAGCAAGGGCUCCACUGAGCCUACUUCGGCUUCCUUCCUUCCUACCGGUUUGACUCGUGCCCCAUCAACCAUUCUCUCCUGUGGCUCAUUCGCUGGAGAGUCCAGUCGUCCUCAUCCUCACUCUCCCGCAUCCCUCCCUGCCAAGGCGCGGGAGGGAAUGUCCGCCAGCAUCUGAGGGGCAGCAAGCGGACGCAGUUUGUCGGUCAGACUGUCUGUCUGUCUAACUCGUGCUAACGUUUCGCAUCUUGGCCCUAGCGUUUCUACAGUGAUUCACCACCAUUUUACUUUCUGGUUUGCCUUCAGCCGUUUGACGCAAACGUGCUUGUGCCUGUUGUUGGGAAACAAGGGAACAGAAGCCCCAAUUCGGACUGACUGGAUGUUCCAAUUCCGGGUCUAGGGGAGUGAUGCUGUUGGCUACUGACCUGACUGACUGUACUUGGCCCUGCUUGCAUUCACACAUAGUGCGUAGUACUAG
Molecule: messenger RNA, 2699 nt
Organism: Closterium sp. NIES-67
Lineage: Eukaryota; Viridiplantae; Streptophyta; Zygnematophyceae; Desmidiales; Closteriaceae
Source: the annotation of a GenBank genome assembly